This is a messenger RNA of Dichomitus squalens LYAD-421 SS1, 546 nucleotides long. RefSeq names its product fungal hydrophobin. Bases 19 to 363 code for a protein of 114 amino acids. The transcript is spliced from 3 exons. Gene Ontology annotation, molecular function: structural constituent of cell wall. The record is from RefSeq and is a predicted model, not a curated record. NCBI's taxonomy places the organism in Eukaryota, Fungi, Basidiomycota, Agaricomycetes, Polyporales, Polyporaceae. Gene Ontology annotation, cellular component: fungal-type cell wall.
ACACCAACAACCCUCGAGAUGUUCUCCAAGCUCGCCAUCACCGCCGCCCUGUCCGCACUCCUUGCGGUCGCCACUGCCCUCCCGGCCCCCAAGGACGGCGACUCCGGUGGCAAGUGCAACACCGGCGAGAUCCAUUGCUGCAACACCGUCGGCCGCUCGGACGACUCGUCGUUCACCAAAUACCUCACCCCGCUCGUCCAGGAGGCCAUCAAGGACCUCACUACCGUCAUCGGCGUCGACUGCGACCCCAUCACCGUCAUCGGCGCCACCCUCGCGGGCACCUGCUCCGCGCACCCCGUGUGCUGCGAGAACAACUCUACCGGCGGCCUCGUCAACAUCGGCUGCGUCCCCGUCACCGCCUGAUCGGCGGGACCCCACCGCGCUCCGCAUCAUCGCCUCCAUUAAGCCUCACACCGGGGUAUUCAGUGGUGGCUGUUCGAUCAAUCUGGGGAAGGAGGCGGAGAAGGAUUGCUUGCUUGCCCCGUGCCCGUGCUGUUAUUGUUAUAUUGUCGGUCGUAGUCGAGCGAAUCUACGACAAGUGCCCUC